This is a messenger RNA of Aureobasidium subglaciale EXF-2481, 1428 nucleotides long. RefSeq lists its product as uncharacterized. The coding region runs from base 193 to 1272 and encodes 359 amino acids. Gene Ontology annotation, molecular function: RNA-DNA hybrid ribonuclease activity; magnesium ion binding; nucleic acid binding. The record is from RefSeq and is a predicted model, not a curated record. The transcript has 3 exons. Gene Ontology annotation, biological process: DNA replication, removal of RNA primer. Lineage: Eukaryota; Fungi; Ascomycota; Dothideomycetes; Dothideales; Saccotheciaceae.
CACGACUAUCAAUUGCCAACAACAGCACCGCGGACAUAUCAAUCAAUAAGCAGAACCUCAGACACGUAUCCCAAGAUUCACCGAACACUUGCAGUCAACACAGUCGCCACAUUGCGCGUAGCAAACGCGCGACAAGCUAUCCAAGCAAGAUAUUUAUCUUUCAGAUCCUUAUUCGACAUAUUUAGUCGCGCCAUGCCCGCCAAAUUCUACGUCGUAAAGGCAGGACGCAAACCUGGUAUCUAUCACAGCUGGGAUGAAUGUCUUGCGCAAGUCCGAGGAUACAAGGGUGCAGCUUUCAAGUCAUUCCCACAACUCGGCGAGGCCAAAGCAUGGCUAGAUGGCUCAGAAACGACAAAAUCCUCGUCAGGCUCAAGUAAACCCACCAAGUACUAUGGAGUACACAGGGGUCACAAGCCGGGCGUCUACAACACCUGGACAGAGGCACAAAACACAAUCACAGACUUCAAAGGUGCCGUCUACAAAUCUUUCAAGACUCAUGAGGAGGCAGAGAACUUUUCCAAGAAUGGACAUCCAGCAAAGAGAGCGUCAGAAGAACCGUCACAAACAAGCCCUCCAGCCAAAAAGCAAAAGAGGGAGACAGAAGAAUUGGAAGACCUGGUUGAGCACAGCGCUGGAGAAGGCCCUUUGCCUGAAGGUGCUGAAGACGGUUUCGAUCCGCGGAUCCAGUUGAAUCCUCUGACUGGCAAGGUUGAUUACAAAGAGCACACAACCAAGUGGCAGGCUGUAAAUCUGCAAGACAACAAACCCGUCGUCAUCUACACAGAUGGAAGUUCACUUGGUAAUGGAGCCCAUGGAGCUGUUGCAGGAGUCGGCGUCUACUUUGGUCCCAAGGACAAGCGCAAUGUGUCUGAGCCACUCUCGGGCACUCGCCAAACAAAUCAACGUGCCGAGCUGACUGCAAUCCAACGAGCACUCGAGAUAACACCUCGUAACCGCCCCGUCACCAUAUACACAGACAGCAACUACUCGAUCAAGUGUGUGACCGAGUGGUACGUCAAAUGGCGCGCCAAUGGCUGGCUCAAUGCCUCGAAGAAGCCAGUAGAGAACAAAGAUCUGAUCGAGAAAAUCCUCAACCUCAUCGACCAACGAAAGAACAUGACCCAAGAAAUCCGCAGCGUCAACAAGGUCGAAUUCGUGUGGGUCAAAGGACAUGCUUCCAAUGAAGGCAACGUUGCAGCCGAUGAGCUUGCUGUUGCCGGUGCAAGAGAAGCCAGAGAGAUGAUUGCGAACCCUGACCCGGAAAUGCCGUAGAGACCGUCUUGAGCACUUGGUGUUUCAACACAACAAUGGCGCUUUGUGGGGUUUGAUCUGCAUUGAAAGAGGGGAAAGGGGGUUAGGAUUCACGACAUUAUGAUUAUUUAGAGCAUGCAAAAACGGCCGUACGCCUUGAUGUACAUGUCUUUCGAU